This is a messenger RNA of Formica exsecta, 8550 nucleotides long. RefSeq lists its product as uncharacterized. Gene Ontology annotation, molecular function: protein binding; ATP binding. The record is from RefSeq and is a predicted model, not a curated record. The coding region runs from base 51 to 8252 and encodes 2733 amino acids. Lineage: Eukaryota; Metazoa; Arthropoda; Insecta; Hymenoptera; Formicidae. The transcript has 16 exons.
GGGAAAACUUGAAUGGAUACGUGUGCACAUCUGCAAGAAUCUGGACCAAAAUGCCGUUAUGUGAGGCUCGAAGUAGGUCAGCCGACACCUUGAUAUCGUUCUUACUUGCCGUACAGCAGUCCUGCCGUGCUUUAAGAGAUGGUAUGUGUAUCACCAUGCGUGUGGCAUGGCUGACCAUGGACCGGCUCAGAAGUGGCCGAGACAUUCGCCUCUCGACCGCGACCAUGAGAGCACUCAACUCUCGACGCUCACGGUCAACCACGAGCAUUCAUCGACUCGUGCCUUGUACGACUCUCUGUCUUCUUCUUCUGCUUUGCGUCCCUCACGACGUACGAGCGCGGAGUGUACUUUACGAUGACGGCGACGUCAUCGCGGAUGAAGUGCACGGCGAAAUUUCGGAGCCUCUUGUGAAGGUGAGUGACCCCAAGUCUGACGACGUGGAGAACGCGGAUCAAGCGCGAAGAAAGAGCUUGAUAGAAACAGAAGGAUACGAUAGCGACGAGGACGUUAGUGUCGAAGAAAGGAAAAAGCCGACGGUAGAGAUACUCAACGAAAAUCCUGACAAGAUCCAGGUCGAAGCUGCUAGUGAUGAAGGCAGCGUGGCGAAGAAGCGGCGGAGGAACGACGUGAGCCUUCCUGGUAAGUUUGUGUUGCAGGAUAAGGAGAAGAUCGUGCAAAAGGACGAGGGUAUUCGACGAUUCGACGCCCAGAUCGAGUCCGACGAUAUUGAGGAACCAAGCCAACGAAAGAUUUUUGACAUCAUCGAAGGCAUCAACCCCGGUUCGCAAAGAGACGCCAUCGAGCGUGAGAAGCAAUUAAUCAACGUCGAGCAAUCGCCCGCGAACGUGAAGAAUGUGGACGCGAAGCCUAGCAACGAAGAUGGGACGCGGCAGGAAGAAAAAAAGUAUGCAGGGAUUUCUUCUGAUCUUCGAGAGAACUUGGAGAACGUCGCGAAUUUGGAACAGAUAGAGAAAGUAGAUUUAAAUAAAGAAGAGACGAGACAAAUCGAAAAUUUAGUGAAACAUAAUCCAGAUGAAGCACAAACUGAGAACGUUGACAACGUGAACGAGGAAAUACGUAAUGAUCUGCGAAGCUUAAAACUUGUUCACGCGAACGAAAGUGAAAGAAACCAAGAGGAGCGUGUCGCCGAUGAGGCUCCAAACAAUGAAAAUACCAGUGUCAAAGAGCUUGAUCCGAACAGAGAGAAUAGACACUUAGCUAGCGUUCUAGCUAAAUCCAAGUAUAAAAGUUCAACUGUCUACUUGAACGCUGAAGAAGGCAGUUUACCCGGUCGAGAGCAAGAAUCGAUCGUGAACGGUCAGAUAAAGAAAUUGAUUUCCAUACGAGACGAUGCUCUCGGAUCGGUUGAUAAUGACGCGAAACAAUCGGAAAAGGUUGAUCAAGAAGGUCUUCUUUCGGAGAAAUCAAUUGAGAUUGAUGUCGCUGCCGCCGAAAAAGAUGAAGAGAUUCGCAAUCAACGCAGCAGUGAAUUGAAAGAUAAAUCACUUCAAAACGAAAAUCUUGAUCAAUUAUCUCCAACAAGGGAAGUCUCUAACCGCCUUCAAAAAUGGAAGGCUCAAGCAACGCUGUUUCAGAUACAAAUGAAGAAUGGGACGUUUCUUCAAUAUUUAAAAGAACAAACGACCGAGGUGCUUUCUGACAUUCCAAAAUUCACGGAAAACCAAUUGCUGGAAACCUUGAAGAAUAUCCAGCUGUCACAGACAUCGCCGUCAAACGAGACAUAUCUUGCCAGCUUGAACGCGACUGAACUGAGCAAAAAUCAAUUAGAAAUAAUAAAAUGUGCCGAGCAAUUGAUAGAGACGAAGCAGCGACAAUCCUUUGUAGCGAACAUAGCAGAGUGCAUUCGCGGUCUCAGUGUUUUAAAUUGUAUGCGCAUCUUUGUCUGGCCCAUCAUACUCGACUAUCUUCCGGAAUCAGUUAGCCAAUCUCUGAACAAUUUACCGAUCGAAAUAAACUUGAUCGACUUGUUUCAGGGUAACAGAACAAAAUUUGUGAGAUCGGAGAGCAGCGUUCAUCGUCCGAGGCUGCUAACGCCGGAGUCCGUCGUCUUCAGCAUUCUGAACGGUGCCCUGGAGUCGAAAGCUACUUACGAUCUGGCGCCGACUUUUAUCGAUCCGAACAACGAAACUCUGAGGAGACUCCUUACUAUUGGUCAACUUCAGAUUCUUCAGAUGGCCGAGAAACUUCUACCUGGUGAAAUACGCUGCGAGUACUCCGAUCGGAUGUUCUCGUGCGUGCGCAGAUUCGAGUAUUUUAGCUGUGUCAAAUACUUUGCUUGGCCGAUGGUAAAGCAAUAUCACCCGGCCUUACCGGCUUUCCCGGACUAUCAGAGCUGGUAUCCGUCCAUACCGUUGUACCCGCAAUAUCCCAUUGUUCCGUUUCCAAAUUUCGUGGAAACCUCAGGCGAGCUUCCGGAAGUCGUUGAUGCCGACGCCACGAGAAUGCGGAAACCAGAAGCGGUAAUUAUCAAUAUUCUUCAGAAGACAUUGAAGGAACACGCGAAGACACCGCCUCCUUCUGUUAUUCAUAACGCUGAUUCUUACGUCGCUAUACUUCCUACAGAACAAUUAUUAUCGAUUCAAAUGGCCGAACAGCUUCUUCCUGUUCCAUAUCGACCAGAAUUCGUUCAGAAAACCGUGAAAUGUAUUCAGGAGUUAAAUUAUAUCACAUGUAUUAAAUAUUUGACGUGGCCGACGAUCAAGCAGUUAUAUCCUUCUCUACCGGAUCUUUCCGGUCGGAUAUCGACUUUAUCGUUUCCCGGCUUCUUCGGUUUUCUGCCGUCAUUUCAGCUACCAAGUAUACCCAACUUUGCUUCAAUUAUUUCGGGAUUAGGUAGCGGAGGAAAUACGAGCACCGAGAAACCACCGGAAUCCGGUGAUUCUACUCCAGAAGAAUCGCCUGGUCGUCUUUCCACAAUCUUAUUACGUCAAAAAGAAAUUUCUUCCAAAGAAUCUAGCGAAUUAGAAAACAAAGUCACGGAGAUUUUAACAAGAGUACGUAAUUCUCUGAAAACGAUACCGGAAAAUUCGCAUCUGACCGUCAGUGGAAAUACGAUAAUUCUGGCGUCCAUUACCGAGAAGCAAAUCAACAUAAUAAAAUUAGCGGAAGAUAUUGUACCGCCUCCGGCACGGGCAGCUUUUAUCGCACAGGUUCUAUCUUGUCUUCAGGCAAACAAUGACUUUAUCAAUUGCACGAGGUAUGUAAUUUGGCCUACGGUCGCUCUUUAUAUUUCUAAUUUCCCAGAAUUUCCCGACUUACCGUCGAAGCAAGAAGAUCAGACAUCGUUGAAUGAUAAGAACGCUUUGGAUCCAAAUAUCAAAAACCAGAGGGAAUGGGAUAAAUCGCAAAAUGAAGCGAAUUCCAACGUAAAGAUUAUUUCUAGAACGAAAUUUCCGCAGAGUAACAAUCCUGUGAUAAGCGUAACCGGUACUCGAUUUGUACCGAUAUUUACAGAACAUCCCGAGUCGGUGAUACUCAACAUUCUUAGAUCAAUUCAGAUGUCGUCGCCAAAUGUGCGAGAUGAUCACGUUGCCAAGCUUAUCAGUACAUUGCAGUUGGCCGAUCAGCUUAACGAUCGGCAGCUGAAUAUUGUUAAUACAACAGAAAGCUUGCUACCAGAUGCAGUUCGUCCCGCUUUCGUCGAUCGGAUGACAGAAUGUAUUCGCAAGAGCAAUUUUUUGGCGUGUUCAAGGAACGUAUUGUGGCCUGCUCUGUCGGAAUAUUUCCCUAGGCUACCCAGCUUCCCGAAUUUUGGAGCGCAUUCUCAAACGACCAACGUCAAAUCUAUCUUACCGCAGAAUCUGACUGACUCAUCACCAUUGUCGGAGACCGAUGUCAAGAUUGGCCAGCACGGAGAUGCUACUAUUACCAUCACUGAUACCAGAUUCUAUCCUAUUUUCUCGGAACAUCCAGAAGGUGUGAUUCUGAAAAUUCUCAAGGCCGUGCAGAGCUCCAUACCGGGCGUUAUGUAUUCCAUGAUUAGCUCGAGAUUGCCGGAAACGAUGAGUUACUUUACGGAACAGCAGGCUAACAUCGUUCUUGUCGCGGAAAGCCUGCUGCCGGAAUCGGUGAAAUCAGUUUUCGUAGAGCGAAUGGUCAAUUGCGUUCGAGAAAACAUGUUUCUCGACUGUACACGGGACAUAACUUGGCCAACCGUCGCUCAAUUUUUCCCAAGACUGCCGAAUUUCCCCGAUUUUGGAAACGAGCCGAGGACGAAAUUUGAUUCAUCGUCGAUUCUGCUACAUAACGCUUAUUCAGAGAACGCAACGUCUAACGAAAAUACGAAGACUACCGUCGACGCAAUCGAAAAUAAAAUAGAAAGUAUAUUAAAAGAAUUGAACAAGGAUUCGACGCUUCGUUUGAAGGUCUCUUAUCUGGACAUCAAUAAUCCUGUAAUAAGAGAUCUUCUAACUGCUCGAGAAAUGAACAUUGUCAGAUUAACAGAGGAAGCAAUACCGGAUUCGAUACGUCCCGCAUAUAUAAGCAACAUGCUGGAAUGUAUGAGAAUCAAUAACUUUAUAUCUUGCACUCAGCAAAUCACUUGGCCGACCUUGAAGCAAUUUUCACAGGCUCUGCCGAACUUUGAGGAACUGUUCGGUCAGUUUCCCGGAACGGGUCAAAUUGCCGGUAUCAGUCAGAUUCCAGGCAUAGGUCAACUUCCUGGCAUAGGUCAACUUCCUGGCACAGGUCAGAUUCCCGGCAUAGGUCAACUUCCUGGCACAGGUCAGAUCCCCGGCAUAGGUCAGAUCCCGAGUUUUCCCGGACUAGGAAAUCCUUUCGCUGGCCCCAGCUUACCUCAAUUUCCCUCUCAAAUCCCUAUGAUACCGGGCGGAAUUCAAAUUCCUCAGUUUCCAGGAUUUUCUAACUUUGGCGGUAUAAGUUACCCACAGUUUGCAAUCUUGUCGGAUACGCCACAGAAAGCGAAGCCGCAGGGACAGACGAUUCUUCAGUUGACAGUAGCAGAUAAUGAGAAGGCAAACCAGAUAAGUGGAAUAUCGAAGGCUGCGAACACCCCGUCAGUAGGUGAAAUGUUAUCGCCGCUACUGUUACUGGGCAUGGCCCUGUCCGUAAUAGGCGGUUACGUGCCACCCGGGCCGAGAUUUGGAUGUCCCAAAGAUCCAAUUUACAUUUACCCCUGCACGUGUCUUCGGGGUAGCGACAGGGGUUUAUACAUCCGCUGCGAGAAUACGAAUCUAGCCAGUCUCAGCCUUGCCUUCACGAAUCUAGGGAAUGAGGGCAUGCCAAUCGAGGAACUGGUUCUGUAUAAAUGCAACAUAGUACGAUUUUACGGACCCGCCCUGUAUCCAUUGGACGUACGAGUGUUGAAGUUUAUCGAUACGCCGCUGAGAUUGAUCGAAGAGCACAGCUUUCUCGGCGUAAACAGGACUCUUCAGGAACUCCAUGUGAUAAACAGCAAUUUAGAGAAAUUUCCACGCGAAGCACUGCAAGUUCUCGGCAAUCUCAGCCUGUUAAGUAUCAGCGGCCACCGGAUGUCUAUUUUGCCGGGGAAUAGUUUCAGUGAAAGCGCGGCGGCAGCAAAGUUAGAAAAAUUGGAGAUUAGUAAUGGUACGAUAUCUUCUUUACCCGCCGAAGCAUUGACACCGCUCAAGAAGCUGAAAACACUUGAUCUUCAUGGCAAUAAAAUAAAAGACCUAAAGAAGAAUCAGUUCAAAGGUCUGAGGGAUACCGAAUUUCUGGAUCUCUCUCACAAUUUGAUUGACAAAUUGGACACAUCUCAUUUGGCAGAUCUUGUUAAGAUGGGAUGGUGCAACAUGUCACACAAUGCUAUCUCCGACUUGAAGAGAGGAACCUUUGCUCGAAAUUCCGUCUUGAAGGUCCUGAAUCUGAGCCACAAUAAAAUAAGAAAGUUGGAUUCCAAUACUUUUCGCGGCAUGCGUUUUCUUAGGCGAUUGCAUCUGAGCGACAAUCAAAUCAAUGAUGUGGGUCGUGGAACUUUUGGUUCUGUUACAAGGAUCGGUACCAUCGAUCUUUCUCGGAAUUUCAUCAAAAAGAUCGACUUCCAAAUGUUCAAUCAGCUGCAGUUUGCUGAGCUUCUAGACGUUUCCGAGAAUUUCGUUACAAUCGUGGAAAAAUUGGCGUUUAAAGAUAUCUACUUGGCAAAAGUUAAUCUGUCUCAUAAUGAGAUCUCGAAGAUCGAAUCAGGUGCCUUCGAGAACUGCGUGAAUAUUACAUCACUGGAUUUCAGCCACAACAAACUCGAGAAUAUCUCGAAGUAUUCUUUCGAUAGCGUGUCGUACGCUAUGGAAUUGCAACUCAGUUAUAAUUUAUUUACGUCUCUUAAUCAAAUUCCGUUGCAUAAUAUGACGGGAUUGAAAGUAUUAAACGUUUCUCACAAUCUGAUACACUCCGUUCCACGGCAGACCUUCCCUAAGCUGUACGAGCUCCACACGAUCGAUAUCUCGCACAAUAAUUUAUCUGAGAUUUAUAACGCCGUAUUUCAGACUCUCUUCAGUCUGCGAUUCUUGGAUCUGUCGCAUAAUUCUCUGGAGAAGAUAAAGCCGUCGACUUUUGGGCCGUUGCCGACACUUCUAGAACUCGAUAUGAGUUAUAAUCAAUUAAACGACGUCUCACGAGGAAGUUUAACUCGUCUGGCUAGCUGCAGGAGUUUGACGGUGAGAAACAAUCGUCUGACAAAGAUUUUCCAACUGCCAAUUUCUUUAAGUCAUUUGGAUUUCUCGGAGAAUCUGCUGGAAGAGAUCCCGAGCAUCGAUGUGUGGCCUGCUAUGAACGCACUACUCUCGUUGGAUCUUUCGCGGAAUCAACUGGGUGAUAAUCUACAAGAGGGAAGCUUCGAAAAUCUGCUGACCUUGAGGAUAUUAAAUCUGCAAGCGAACAACAUCACGAAGCCGCCCUGGCAAGCGCUGAGCAGUCUGAGCAGUUUGCAGUAUCUUUAUCUACAAGAUAAUUACAUGACGAAGCUAGAGAAAGCCGCCUUUGGCCGUUUGCCGAUAGUGUUCGAACUUAACUUGGCGAAUAACAAGAUAAAUAAUGUAACAAGUCGCGCGUUCGAGGGCUUAUUGCAACUGUUGACACUGAACUUGACAAACAAUAACAUCAGUCACAUACCAAACGGCGCGUUUCAGGGUCUUGUGUCACUGAGAACUCUCGAUCUAUCUCACAAUAGAUUGGAGAAACUGGACAACAAGACACACGGAUUGCUCGACGACUGUCUGUCUCUGGAGAGGCUCAAUGUUAGCCACAACAAGAUUUCGUUUAUUACCCGAAAAACUCUGCCAAACGAUCCCUGGAUUCCUUAUAGGCUAAAGGAAGUCGACUUAUCUUACAAUACAAUGCCGGUUGUGACCUUCGACCUCAUCGCCGGUGCCAAAAAGAUUCAAUACUUGAAUCUUUCUUAUAAUAACAUUAAUGAGAUUAGGAGAUAUGUAAUCGGGAAUUUAACGUCUUUGGAGACUUUGGAUCUGUCACACAACGACAUAAGUGAUAUCUCCGAUCGAGAUAUUUUUUUACCACCGUUAAAUUUAACCAACUUAUAUCUAAGCAACAAUCAUCUAAGCUAUGUGCCUCUCGAUAAGAUUUUACCGCUACCAAACUUAAAAAUUCUUGACUUGGAAGAGAAUGAGAUUGGCGUUUUCGAUGAGAGGUUUAUGAAGAUUGUCAAGAACGGCACGGUGCUCAGAUAUUUUGGGAAUCCCAUGCAAUGUGAUUGUCACGCGCGGCCCUUAAAGAGAUGGUUGAAGACUCAAACGCAGCUUCCGACAGAUUGGUCGAACGUGACGUGUGAAAGUCCGAAUUAUCUCGCAAACAAACCUAUUUCGGAGAUAACUGAGGAUCUCAUGAGCUGCGACGAGAGAGACAUUCAAGAGAAACCCGAACUCGAUAUCACACCCGAUGUGAAAUAUCGAAGUAUCGACUACAAUAAUGAGGAUAAUAGCUGGAAAGCCACGUGGUAUGUGACGUCGCGCGAAGACAUCGGCGACUUUUACGUGGUGGUUCGAGAAUCCGGCAGCAGCAAAUCCAUGAUCGAGAAGGAUAUUGUUUACAGUGAGCGUUCCUUCAGGGUCCACGAUCUGACUGAGUCCAGCACCAAAUACGAGCUCUGCGUGCUCGCACGCGAUUCCGAGGGAAAUGUCAAACACUAUAGAAACUCGCAGUGUCAGAUCUUGAAUCAGCAUAACUCCAGUUCAUCCAUUAGCUUCAGGACGAAUCUGUACUUCGUGAUAAUUGUUGCUUCCCUCUGCAUUUUUAUGUGAAAUUUUAUUAAUAUAACAAAAAUAAUACUCGCAUUUAAGUAGAUAUUUUACGUUCAGCAGAGACACAGUAAAAUAUACACGUGAUAAAGUACCUUUAUGCAUAUCGCUAGCUGCUUAAAAUUCUCAACUAUUUUGCUAUUUUAGUCUUCUAUCGUACACUUUAUAUCGCGUCGAAGCGCGAAGCGAUAUGAUUGCGAAAUAAAUUAAUAUAUACAUAUAUCUAUAAAUAUGUAUAUCGUGGAUUGUACAUAAAUCGUAUUGUAUUUCGUUCGAAGACAGGGACGUUGAACGUCGUGUA